Messenger RNA from Pseudoliparis swirei, 1287 nucleotides. Its product is annotated as 3-mercaptopyruvate sulfurtransferase-like. The transcript is spliced from 2 exons. Bases 35 to 925 code for a protein of 296 amino acids. Lineage: Eukaryota; Metazoa; Chordata; Actinopteri; Perciformes; Liparidae. Gene Ontology annotation, biological process: transsulfuration. The record is from RefSeq and is a predicted model, not a curated record. Gene Ontology annotation, cellular component: mitochondrion. Gene Ontology annotation, molecular function: thiosulfate-cyanide sulfurtransferase activity.
UUUAUCUACCGACGUUGUCCCGGGACUCUCAGACAUGGGGCUGCAGGCUCGAGCUCUCGUUUCUGCCAAAUGGCUUUCAAACAUGGUCCAGAGCAACCUGGUCGGCCCCCGGCUGCGCCUCCUGGACACGUCCUGGUACCUCCCGAUGAUGAACCGGGACGCGCAGAAGGAGUUCAAACGAGGUCACAUCCCGGGAGCGUCUUUCUUCGACAUAGAUGCCUGCUCGGACCGGAACUCAAAGUUCGACCAUAUGCUCCCGACCGAGCAGUUCUUCGCCGACUACGUGGGGGCCCUGGGCAUCGGGGGGGACAGCCAUGUGGUGGUCUACGACGCCAGUGACUUUGGGUUGUUCUCAUGCACUCGGGUCUGGUGGAUGUUCCGGUUGUUUGGACACGCGCAGGUGUCGGUGCUGAACGGGGGCUUCAGGGACUGGCUGAAGGGCGGGUACCCGGUCUCCGGCGCGUCCGCCCGGCCCGAGGCCGCGCGCUUCACCGCCAGCAUGAACCGCUCCUGGGUGAAGUCCUUUGAGGACAUCUCGGACAACAUCGAGACGCAGCGGUUCCAGGUGGUGGACGUGAGGCCCCGCGAGCGGUUCCGUGGAUUAGAGCCAGAACCCAGAGACGGCAUCCAACCGGGUCACAUCCCCGGCUCCAAAUGCAUGCCCUUCCUCGAGUUUCUCGACGACGACGGCAUGAUGCUCUCCCCGGAGAGGCUGAGGAAGUUCUUUGAGGAGUCCAACGUGGACCUGAGUCAGCCAAUCAGUGGCACCUGUGGCUCCGGAGUGACCGCCUGCCACAUGGUGCUGGCCGCCCAUCUGUGCGGCGCCCCAGACGCCUCUGUGUACGACGGCUCCUGGUACGAGUGGUUCGCCAAGGCCCCGCCGGAGCACGUGGUCUCCGAGGCCGACCGCGAGCGCCGGGGAUGACCAACAGCGAGAGAAAGUCUUGCUUACUAACCGCCAUUUAAAUGCAUCACUUCAUGUUACUGACUGUAAUUAUCACACAUUAAGCCGAAUCACAAAUAUUUUAACCCGGAGAAGUCUGAACUCAAUUUGACCUUUUAUUGGACUGAAUGUCACAAAGCUCUUGUUGGUCAGAACAUGUGGAAAAAUCCAUUACUGACCAAUUAAUGAAUACCUUUUUUCAAAAAAAGCUUAUUCUGCAUAAUAAUUCCGACUAAAUCUUUUAUCUGAAAGCAUUAACAGAGUAUUAUAAAUAAUACUCUGUUAAUGCACUUUUUACAAUAUAUUGUAACAAUGACUUCUUAUUAAAGGAAAGUUAAAGCAUG